Messenger RNA from Closterium sp. NIES-67, 1813 nucleotides. The record is from the annotation of a GenBank genome assembly. NCBI's taxonomy places the organism in Eukaryota, Viridiplantae, Streptophyta, Zygnematophyceae, Desmidiales, Closteriaceae.
UGUACGCGCCAUUUCGCCCUCGGCUGCCUUUCGUCUUGUCUAGCAUCGCUCCUCCUCCUAAUCAACGCGGCGCAUUUGCAGGACUUCAUCCGAUCCACCCAAUUACACGCGUUUCUUUGGCUUUCGCGACGCGGCGAACCGACGGCAUGUGUAGACAGGUCGCUAGAGCCCUGCUGGGCAGAGCGGACCUUCUCCUGCAGCGCCACGUGGCGUACAGCGGAGGAGCCCACAGUCACGCUGUAACUGGAUACAGCGGUAGUUACGGUUACCGCCAUGCAGUCGGCCGCCUGAAAUCACCCGUGUUACCUGGUAACCCGAUGCUGUCACCAUCGUACGGCGCGCGGCGCCUCUCUUCCGCCGCCUCCGCCGAAUCCGCUUCCAAGCCCAAGCCGGAUCUUCUGCGUAUUCUGGCGGCGUGCGCGCUGGGGUCAGGUGCCGCGGCGGGCAUCAUCGUGAGCACCAUGGAUCCCAAGUCCUUCAGCGCGCUCUCCUUCGCUGCGACUGACUACAUGACGCCCUUCAUCCGCCUCCUCGACCCCGAGACCUCCCACCAGCUCGCCGUGCUCUCAGGCGAGUGGGGCCUCACGCCCCGCGAGUACCGCGCGGACCCGCCGUCCCUGGCGACCACGGUGUGGGGGCGGCGCUUCACCAACCCCGUGGGCAUGGCGGCGGGGUUUGACAAGGACGGCCGCUGCAUCGACUCCAUGUUCGCGCUGGGCUUGGGGUUUACCGAGAUCGGCAGCGUCACGCCGCUUCCCCAACCCGGCAACCCGAAACCCCGCUGCUUUCGCCUGACAGAGCAGAAGGCUGUCAUCAACCGCUACGGCUUCAACAGUGCCGGCAUCGCUGACGUGGCGGAGAGGCUCAGCGCGUGGCAGGCAAAGCGGCAGCAGCAGGAGGCACAAGACGGGAAACGGGCAGGCGACGGGCAGAAAGAAGCGGGAGGCGGGCAGAAGAAAAAUGUGGUGGUGGAGAGGGUGAGGGAGGGGGUGCUGGCGGUGAACCUGGGGAAGAACAAAUUAACCGAGGAUGCGGCGGCGGACUACGUGCAGGGCGUGCACUCGCUGGGGCGGUUUGCGGAUGUCUUGGUCGUCAAUGUGUCGUCGCCCAAUACCCCUGGGCUGAGGAAGCUGCAGGGCCGCACGCAGCUGCAGGCGCUACUGCAAAGGGUGCAAGCCGCACGGAACGAGAUGGAGUGGGGCAAGGAGGGACCUCCUCCUCUCGUGCUGAAGAUAGCCCCUGACCUCACCACGGAGGACAUGGCGGAUAUUGCUGCUGUCGCGCUCUCACUCAAGAUCGAUGGGCUGGUUGUGAGCAACACCACCAUUUCUCGCCCGGACAGUGUGCUGGGCCUGGUGAAUGCGGACGAGGUGGGGGGGCUCAGCGGCAAGCCCCUGUUUGAGCUCUCCACUGCGGUGCUGCGCCAGAUGUACUCACUCACUAAGGGUCAAAUCCCCAUCAUCGGCUGUGGUGGCAUCUACACUGGCGAGGAUGCUUAUAAGAAGAUCAGGGCGGGUGCGUCUCUGGUCCAGCUGUACACCUCUAUGGUCUUCGAGGGAGCUGGAGUGGUGCCAAAGAUCAAGAAAGAAUUGGCAGAGUGUCUCGCUCGCGAUGGAUUUACUUCAGUGGCAGAAGCAGUGGGGGCGGAUCACAGAGAAGUAAACAAGGGAUUGUAGCUUGUCGAUGAAUCCUUCGUGUAGCAACCAUAGUAUCAGCCAUAGCAGAAUACGGAAGUGAUCAUCGUGGUAGACGGAAUUGACAUAGUACGCAUAUCAUUCGGUGGAUUAUGCCACUCGUCAACAGUUCACUCUUC